Molecule: messenger RNA, 2154 nt
Organism: Phoenix dactylifera (date palm)
Lineage: Eukaryota; Viridiplantae; Streptophyta; Magnoliopsida; Arecales; Arecaceae
Product: putative pectinesterase/pectinesterase inhibitor 28
Biological process (GO): cell wall modification
Molecular function (GO): pectinesterase activity; enzyme inhibitor activity
Source: RefSeq, a predicted model, not a curated record
AAAACUAUUUUCCCCUCCAUUGGGUUCUUCCAAAGAUCUCUCCUCCAAAACCAAAACCAAAGGGAAACCCCAGAGAUAGUGACCUUGUGAACCACGGUGAAGAGAUGUCCUCGGAAGGUUAUGGACAAAUCUCUGGUCCAUCGAGCAAUGCAGGCCAAAAGAAGAAGAAGAAGAAGCUCGCUAUCAUUGGUGGCUCGGCGGCAAUCCUCCUCUGCAUGGUGGUCGGGGCCGUGAUCGGUGUCUCGCGCUACAAUUCUUCCAAGGGUGGCUCCUCUGAUAGCAGUGGUUUUACUACCACGUCGAAGGCAAUCAAAUCCAUUUGCCAACCAACGGAUUAUAAGGAGAUAUGCGAGAGCUCUCUCACCAAAGCAGCAGGCAACGCGAGCGAUCCAAAGGUGCUUGUAGAGGCCGCAUUUAACGUCACGAUCAGCUACAUUCGUGAUGCAUUCGACCAUUCAUCGGUGCUCCAAGCGACUGCGAAGGACCCACGGACCUCCGAUGCACUCGAUGACUGCAAGAAACUCCUUGACUACGCCAUUGAUGAACUCAGGAACUCAUUCACCAAGUUUGGCCAACUCGAUAUGAAUCACGUCGAUGAUGUCAUCGACGACCUCAAGAUUUGGCUCAGUGCUGCAGUCACGUACCAAGAGACGUGCCUCGAUGGAUUUGAGAACAUAACCGGAGAUGCCGCGGAGUCCAUGAGGGAGGCAUUGAAUAGCUCCCAAGCCUUAACAAGCAAUGCUCUUGCCAUCAUCGAUGAGAUUUCUUCGGUGCUCUCCACAGUCCGGGUUCCUUUCCUCAAGAGAAGGUUUCUCUCGCACGAGGAAGAGGGGAGCGGCGAGUACCCUUCAUGGGUGGCAAAUGGGAAGAGAAGGCUCCUCGCCCUUGCAGCGGAUCAGAUAAAGCCAAAUAUAAUUGUAGCUCAGGAUGGGAGUGGAAACUACAAAACCAUAAAAGAAGCACUUGGUGCAAUCCCCAAGAAUAGCAAUUCGAUCUUCGUGAUAUAUAUCAAGGAAGGAGUGUACAAGGAGCAGGUGUGGCUGGAUAAAAGUAUGAUGAAUGUGAUGAUGAUCGGGGAUGGCCCAACCAAGACGAGGAUCACCGGAAACUUGAAUUACAUCGACGGCACAACAACCUUCAAGACUGCAACUUUCGCUGUGGUGGGAGAUGGGUUCAUCGCCAAGAACCUUGGGUUUGAAAACUCUGCGGGUGCGGAAAAACACCAAGCCGUUGCCCUGCGGGUACAAUCCGACCGUUCAAUCUUCUACAACUGCCAGAUGGACGGCUUUCAGGACACGCUCUACAGCCAUACGAAGCGCCAGUUCUACCGGGAUUGCACCAUCACCGGCACAAUCGACUUCAUCUUCGGCGACGCGGCCUCCAUCUUCCAGAACUGCAUCAUCCGAGUGAGGAAGCCAUUGGCGAACCAGCAAUGCAUCGUGACGGCAAGCGGCAGGAAGGACAGGCGAGAGGCCACCGCCAUCAUCCUCCACAACUGCACCAUCGGCGCCGACCCUGACUACCUACCGCUCCGCGCCAGAAAUCCAUCGUAUCUUGGCCGGCCAUGGAAGCCAUACUCGAGGACCUUGGUCGUGCAGUCUCAGAUUGAUGACUUCAUCCACCCGCAAGGGUGGCUGCCAUGGCUAGGGGACUUCGGCCUUAAUACAUGCUUCUACGCCGAGGUCGACAACCGCGGCCCGGGGGCAGCCAUCGCCAAAAGGGUCGCGUGGAAGGGGUACAAGAAGAUAGACUACAGCCAUGCGCAGAAGUUUACAGUCGAGCAGUUCAUCCAAGGGAAUUCAUGGCUUAAGCCCACAGGUGUGCCCUAUAUUCCAGGGCUGCUACCAGAAACGGAGGCCGGCAGGGUGCACUAGUUUGUAAUCUUGGUUGUAUGAAGUUGUGGAAGAGAGAAGGGAUGCAGAGAUAUUGAAGAAAAAAAAAGGCUGUGGGACAGUGGGAGUGAUGUCCCUUCUCUCUCUCUCUCUCUGUCUCUGAGUAAAGAGAGGAGUAGGAUUUAUUUGCUUCCUCUUCUCUUGAAUAGGUGGAAAUUAAUAAAAGAAGUAUUGGAUUCUUUUAUUUGUACAACUGUUAUUAUUUGAUGGAGAGUUCUAUGUGCUCUUUGUUUUAAUAGAAAGCCCUCAUGCUGUUUUAUUC